Closterium sp. NIES-67 is the source of this 1506-nucleotide messenger RNA. The record is from the annotation of a GenBank genome assembly. NCBI's taxonomy places the organism in Eukaryota, Viridiplantae, Streptophyta, Zygnematophyceae, Desmidiales, Closteriaceae.
GGAGCUCUCCUCACAGCUUCCCCUACACAACUCUCUCAAGGACUUCUUCACUCAAGCCUCUCCUUUGAAGACUUCACCAACAACCUCAAGGCUACCAUAGGGAUAAGCUAGGGUUAUUAUUAGAUUGGAGAGCAUUCCUUGCUUGGUCUAACCCUACUAUAAUAGUCUUGGUUGUUACACUGUCCCCCCUUCCGACAACCCCUCUAAGGAUUCCUCGCUCUCUCCUCUGCCUGCUCUUCCCUCUGUCCGACGGAGUCUGUGUCUGCUUUCGACUCGUCUCAGCUUUUGUUAGCUGUUUUCAUGGCAUCCUAUGUCUACCCUUCGGUUUCUGAAGCCCGUCGCAUGUGGGAACUCCAAUGCGUGAUCCAGAAGCAGGUUGUGCCGCUGAGCUCGUCAACUCGCAAUUCAGCGAUGACGCGACCAGCAUUGUAAGCGGCAUCAGUUGCUGUGGUAACAUUUCAAACGGGGUCAGCAGCAUCGUCAGCAGCUGUGAUGUUAGCAGCAACGGUGAUGUGAUGUCAUCAGCUGGGGAUACAAUGGCGAUCGCUGUUGUCAACUUGGCUUCAAGGACGGAUGAUUUUAGCUCAUCAGCUGUGGAGACAAUGGCGACUCCUGCUGUGAAGCUCACUGCAAGGACGUGUGACUCAGCGCGAACUAGCAAGUCCCUUGCAAGAAAGGCAGCAGCAAGUGCCAGCCUGCUACCAUCCCUCAUCCCCAAGCCACGACCAGCCAGAAAAGCAGCUACUGCAGCGGAAACAUCAUCAAAUGUCGACCUUGUUGUGGUGGCGCAUCCUGCAGCUACAUUAGGUAGCAGAGCAAGGCAGCAGCAGAAGAGGAAUGGCAGUGUGGGAUGCAGAGGAAGGCAGUCCGCCAGGGCGACCAAGGCAGAAGCAACGAGGCCUCAUUGGAGACCUUGAGACCUGCUGUAUGGUCGCAGCAAGCAAGCACUGCGAGUUGGAGAGUGGAUUGAUGGGGGGAGAGAGCACAGAGCAGCAAAGCUACUGAUGGACAAGAGGUGGGGUGUUGGGAAUGCGGAGAUACGAGAGGCGACCUUUUUUGCAUCCUGCUGGAAAGGGUGUUUUAGGCUGGUUGGUGGUUUGUUGAGUGUGGUGUUUUAGGCUGGUUGGUGGUUUGUUGAGUGUGUUGUUUUAGGCUGGUUGGUGGUUUGUUGAGUGUGGUGUUUUAGGCUGGUUGGUGGUUUGUUGAGUGUGGUGUUUUAGGCUGGUUGGUGGUUUGUUGAGUGUGGUGUUUUAGGAUGGUUGGUGGUUUGUUGAGUGUGGUGUUUUAGGUUGGUUGGUGGUUUGUUGAGUGUGGUGUUUUAGGCUGGUUGGUGGUUUGUUGAGUGGUGUUUUAGGCUGGUUGGUGGUUUGUUGAGUGUGGUGUUUUAGGCUGGUGGGUGGUUUGUUGAGUGUGGUGUUUUAGGCUGGUUGGAUGAUCUGGAACAGAUGGCUGAAGCUGCUCAUGUGCUCUUAUCGAGACUGAAGGUUGUGUCAACUUAAACAUACU